CUAAAAUGGCUUAUUGUAGAUAAAUAUGAUGUCACACCUGUGGUGAUGCGAGAGGAUGAUGUCAUAUGUGGUUAGGGCUGAUUAAGGCUGAAUGCAUUCUGUAGCUCUGGAAUUAUCCAUCUAGUAGUCCAUUGUAUCCUGCUCUCCCAUCAAAGGAGUUCAGGAUGGAAGGUGUGGUCCUUGUGUCACCACCUCCUCCUCACAACCACAACCUUGUGGAGUAGGAUUGCUAACUUUAGGAAAUUCCUGGAGAUUUUGGGGGUGGAGCCUGGUGAGAGUGGGGGUUGGUGAGGGGAAGGACCUUAGGGCAGUGGUAGUGAACCUAUGGCACUUCAGAUGUUCAAUUGGCCAUUCUGGCAGGGGCUGAUGGGAAUUGUAGUCCAUGAACAUUGGAGUGCCGUAGGUUCUCCACCACGGCCUUAGGGAAUAUAAUGCCAUAAAUGCUGCCUUUUAGAGCUGCUGUUUUCUCCAGGGAAGGUGGUCUUCAUAGCCUGGAGAUCUCUAGGCCCUACUGGGAGAAUAGUAACUCUUUGCCCAUUAUCUGGCUAUUCCCCAAGUCACCAACAACCUUCACAGCUAAGUGAGAAUUUACGGUCUCCCCGAUCCUAAUCUAGCAUGGUAACUGCAACCCCUGUGCUGGGUAGCAAUUAUGGGCUGUUAUUAUAACAAUGACCAAUCAUGAUGUAGAGGCUUAGUUUUGCGCCACAGCUGUAACUCGGACAGGGGUUGGACGCUACGAUUCUACUUGUGCAGAUGCUUCAGGACGGGCCAAAGUUGAUGGAUCCCACUGUGUUGCAGGAGACCAGCCAGAUCCCUCCCGAUGCCAGAACACACUUCAAGGUCUGCAGGUUUAUCAUGGAGGCAGGUGUGAAGUUGGGCUUGCGCUCUAUCCCCAUUGCCACAGCAUGCACCAUCUACCACCGCUUCUUUAUGGAGGCACCUCUGGAAUCCUAUGACCCCUACCUGGUAGCUAUGGCUGCCCUGUAUUUGGCUGGGAAGGUGGAAGAGCAACAUCUGCGGACAAGGGACAUCAUCAAUGUGUCCCACAGGUACAUGCAUCCCCGGAGUGAGCUGCUGGAACUGGACACCCAUUUCUGGGAGCUGAGAGACAGCAUCGUCCAGUGUGAGCUGCUCGUGCUACGGAUGCUCUGCUUCCGGGUCUCUUUCCAGCAUCCUCAUAAGUACCUGCUCCACUACUUGCUCUCUCUGAAGCACUGGAUGAACCGUCACAGCUGGGAUCGGACCCCGGUGGCUGUGGCGGCCUGGGCCCUGUUGCGGGAGAGCUACCACAGGCCUCUGUGCCUGCAACACUCCCCGCAGCAUAUUGCGGUGUCCGUCCUCUACCUUGCACUGCAGUGUUACGGGGUGCAGGUGCCGGCCGAGGCCGAAGCUGAGCGGCCGUGGUGGCAGGUAUUCAGCGAGGAUCUCUCCAAGACCACCAUUGACCAAAUUGUCUUGGACUUGAUACAGAUUUACACUCUGGACCGAGAAAUCUCCUGAGCAUCUCUGGGCAAGGAGGAGACGGCUGCUACGACCCAGUUUUGGUCAGCUCAGUUGCCCCAAGCAGAAGGAAGGGGCACUGUACGCCUUUCUGGGUUUCCCCAUCCCUUUUGGUGAGAAGCACAAACCACCCAAUACUGUCCUGCGAUUCUUCUGAACCACCAGGUUCUUCCACCCCUGAUUUCAGGGCCUUUGUCUCUUCCUGCCUGCUGAACUUGGGAGUUGGAGCAGGGCUGAGGAGGAGAGGCCCUUCCGUCCUGCCUGCCUGCCUGCCUACAGACCCAGCCCCUCUUGCGCGCAGAGUUUGCCUCCUGGGUCAUCUCUGUCACCCCUGAUUCUGGAGGAGCUCUGGAAGCUCCAUCCCCCCCCCCCCCCACACACACACUUGGUUUUGCCUUGCACCAGGACCGGCUGAGGGCGUGGCAUGCCAGAUGAGCAUUGACUGUCCGUGGGGCCCUGUCUGAGCCCGCGGGUCCGCUUUCUUUCAUGCUGGAUUAAAAAUGGUAGUUCCAUG
This is a messenger RNA of Sphaerodactylus townsendi, 2014 nucleotides long. RefSeq names its product cyclin Q (gene CCNQ). Gene Ontology annotation, molecular function: cyclin-dependent protein serine/threonine kinase regulator activity. Lineage: Eukaryota; Metazoa; Chordata; Lepidosauria; Squamata; Sphaerodactylidae. Bases 754 to 1500 code for a protein of 248 amino acids. Gene Ontology annotation, cellular component: nucleus. Gene Ontology annotation, biological process: regulation of transcription by RNA polymerase II. The transcript has 6 exons. The record is from RefSeq and is a predicted model, not a curated record.